AUGGAUAAAAUCGGUUUUAUCAAAAAAGAUAUCUACAAUCUUGAAUGUAGUGUGAAUGGGAAGCUGAGGAACCACGAUGUUGAACUAGUGACCGAGUAUUUUAUGGCUGAACAGAAAAAAAAUGAGGCUUUUUAUUUCAAGAUUGAGGGAGAUGGGCAUGACAGGUUUAGUCGAUGUUUUUGGGCAGAUGCAACUUCUAGACGGGCGUAUGGGUUUUAUGGAGAUGUUGUUGUAUUCGAUACCACAUUCAACACGAAUCGAUACGACUUGACAUUUGCACCAAUGUUGGGAGUUAAUAACCAUGGUCAGACAAUUGUCUUAGCAUGCGCAUUUUUGAGCAAGGAAACGACUGAGUCGUUUGUUUGGAUGUUUGAGGAGUUUAAGAAAGCCAUGCCAGGUGGGGAACCUAAAACGAUCAUUACAGAUCAAGAUGCGGCAAUGGCCAUAGCGAUUUCAAUAGCCUUCCCGAGUACAUUUCAUCGACUUUGCAUAUGGCACAUCACAUCAAAGUUCUCUGUUAAGUUACCACGUGACGCUUAUAAGGAGUAUUGGCCUGAAUUUCAGAAAGCCAUAUGGGAUACUGACAAUAAGGAUGAGUUUGAUGCAAAAUGGAAUAUUGUGGUUAUAAAGGCUGGUUUGACUGACCAUCCAUGGCUAAGUUCAAUGUUUGAUUUAAGGGAAUCUUGGGUUCCAGCCUACGCACGACAAUUUUUUACCGCUGGAAUGUCAAGCAGCCAAAGAGCGGAAGCAUGUUUCCUAGAGCUCAAAACAGAGGAUGCGUGUAAAGUUGUGUUCAACGUGAGCGAAAGGAAAAAUUGGGAAACAAGAGUGGCAGAAGUCGUAUAUGUCAAAGAUUCUGACCACGCAUCGUGUAGCUGCAAAAGAUUUGAAUUUGUUGGAAUUAUUUGCAAGCACAUCCUAGCAUUGUUCAGAAGGGACCAGAUUGAAUAUAUGCCCGAUAAAUAUAUUUUGAAGAGGUGGAAGAAAACUGCGAAAUGUGGAUUGGUGUCAGAUGCAAAUGGCAACGAAAUUAAAGACUGUGCAGAUCCUGGCCUUCUAAUAAAGCGGAGUACAAUGUCUCGACUUGCUUCAGAUGUGGUUGAGGAUGCAUUAAUGAGUGAAGAAGGAUAUGAGCUACUACAUGAUAAGGAGCAUUUACUGAUUCCCGGCUUUCUGUGA
This is a messenger RNA of Prunus persica (peach), 1179 nucleotides long. RefSeq names its product protein FAR1-RELATED SEQUENCE 12-like. The record is from RefSeq and is a predicted model, not a curated record. Gene Ontology annotation, biological process: regulation of DNA-templated transcription. Gene Ontology annotation, molecular function: zinc ion binding. The transcript is spliced from 3 exons. NCBI's taxonomy places the organism in Eukaryota, Viridiplantae, Streptophyta, Magnoliopsida, Rosales, Rosaceae. The coding region runs from base 1 to 1179 and encodes 392 amino acids.